Molecule: messenger RNA, 2358 nt
Organism: Cladophialophora psammophila CBS 110553
Lineage: Eukaryota; Fungi; Ascomycota; Eurotiomycetes; Chaetothyriales; Herpotrichiellaceae
Exons: 2
Coding region: 1-2358 (785 amino acids)
Cellular component (GO): fungal-type vacuole membrane
Source: RefSeq, a predicted model, not a curated record
AUGGCCUCACCACAAACCUCCCCGCCGCCGUCCGAACGAACUCCCCUCCUCUCUGGUCCUGAAGAUGACGCUCGAUCAAUUUACUCUGCCGAUGCCAAUGGACAUGUGGUUCCUCCGUCGUCCGAGCCGUUGGACCCUCCAACCAAAAAGCACCAGCAGAGAUGGCCUAGCAUUGUAGCCCUGACCAUUCUAUGCUUGGUGGUAGUGGCCGUGUGCUUUAGUUUGACUCUACCCUCUACCAUCAAAGAAUAUGCAAAAGAAGGCCUCGUCUUCGACCCCACCAAGCUCUCCAUCGAUUCCUUUACCUCCCUGGGCAUCCGUGCCAGGAUCCAAGGAGACUUCUAUAUGGAUGCGUCAAGAGUCCGCAACAAGGCAACAAGAGAUUUGGGCAGAUUUGGGACCUGGAUUGCAAAGGAAGUUAAGAGCGGGGAAUCGAAGGUCAAUGUCUAUCUCCCAGAAUACGACAAUGUUCUGUUAGGCACAGUCACCAUCCCUCCUAUCCAGGUUAAUAUUCAGAACCAUCGCCACAACCAUCUCGAUUUCUUUGCUGACUUGGAGCCGGGCGAUCUUGAUGGGUUUCGGAGACUCGCGAAGGAUUUCAUGGGCCGCAAAUUGGAUGAAAUCACGGUCGAUGCCGUUGUGACGGUCUCCCUGCAGAGCGGAUUGAUUAGAUUGGGCAAACAAACCAUUUCACAAACUCUACAAUUCCAGGGUGGCGAUGUACCGGCCGUUCCAGACUUCGACAUUCAACAACUUCGUCUUGCCGAAUAUGGGAUGCCUGGACAUCCUGAAGGCGUCAAGGCCAUGGCGACGGUUUCUGUGAUGAAUCAGUAUCCUGUCAAAUUCGACGUCCCGCCGUUGGCGUUUGAGGUCCUUCUCCCAGACUGCUCCGAGAACUACCUUCUCUUCGGAACGGCCAGGACUGAUGUCAUCCAUAUAUUGCCCGAGCAAAACAUCAGCGCAAGUGUGAUUGGCUUGGUGAAGCAAUUACCUACAUCGCUGACGUCUGUAUGUCCUGGCUCGAAAUCCUCCCCACUGGACAGCCUGGUUGCAGACUACCUCGCUGGGCGAGAUACUACUGUGUACAUCCGUGGAGGGCAACAAGACGAGAACACCCCAGAUUGGAUAGGAAAGCUAUUACAGGAGACUGUGCUCCCAUUUUCGCUUCCUGGCCAUCCUUUUGACAACCUGAUCAAGGAAUUCUCUUUGGCGGAUGUUCACUUUGCGCUGCCGGAUCCUAUGACGGACUCACGGCCGGAGAUAUCUGCAAUUGUCAAAGUUUUAGUUGGACUCCCUGCUGAAAUGAAUGUCAACUUAGAUGUGGAUAGGGUCAGAGCCGACGCUGACGUCUUCUACAAAGGGGAGCUCCUGGGCAACCUUGAUCUCUCAAAAUGGCAAGCAGCAAAUGCGACGCAGGUAGACGAUGACUUGUUAAUCCAGUCAAUUGUCAAGGAUGCGCCGCUUGAAAUCAAAAACGAGAGUCUGUUCUCCCAAGUUGUGCAAGCGCUGAUAUUCGGGAAAGGGGCUUCGCUCUCGGUGCAAGCAAUGGUUGACGUCAACACACAUACAGCUCUGGGAGAAUUUGUGGUCCGAAGGAUACCGGCAAAAGGCCAAAUCUUCAUCAAGCCCCUCCGCAGUGGGGAUUUUCAGAUGCCGGAAAUAAAGGGUAUGGAAGUCGUUGCUACAUCGGAAACCUCAUUAACUCUACAGGCAAGGGUUAAUGUGACGAAUCCUACGGACUACUCGGCGAAGAUUCCGUACUGCAAUGUCAGUAUAUGGGUCAACGACACCCGAGUCGGCUAUGCAUGGGCGUCUUCACAACACGUUGUGCCCGGUUCUAACAACUUGACUGCAAAUGCUUCAUGGGAAGUGGGUACCAUUGGAAGAGAAUGGCUUUCGCAAUAUAUCUCGGGGUAUAAUACGAGCCUGACUAUCAAGAGUCAUGCUGGCUCAAUACCGAAUUUUCCUGAUCCCGGCGUGGAAAUGACGGUACCGGCUCCACAUAUGCUGUCGCACCCCUUGAGAGAAGCAACGAUGCAUAUUUUCUCGUCGACCGCGACGUUCAUUUUGGUAUCGCCGCUCGCCUUUUACGUCACCAGCAUUACCGCAGCCGCCUUCUACAACGGGUCAGAAGUCGGAACGAUCAGUUGGGACUAUCCAUUCGCGAUCAAGCCGGGGGAGAACCUGACCCCAAGAUUGCCCGUCGAAUGGGGCAGUAACGCCCUGGGCACCAUCCGAGAUGCGCUGGGAGGCACUCUGAAAUUGGACGCGAAGGCGGAUGUUGGCGUGAGAAUAGGGAAAUGGCAGGAACAUGUAUGGUACGAAGGGAAAGGAUUGGGAGCGAAAAUUAGACUAUAG